CAUUCAUUGAUUGGAGAAGAAGUCAAUCCCGACAUCAGCUCAGCGUUCGCGCAAAUUGUGACCACAAAACCAACAGCAGUGCGGUCUCGGUCAACUCUAGUCACAAUGGGUGGCCUCCAACACCACAAGAUGGCCUUGGACCCGGCCAUUGUCCGGCUCGGGAACAUGAUCACCAACCGCCACAAGUAUUUCAGAUGGACGCCCCGAACGGCAGGAAUCACCUUCGCAUAUGUCGUGGUGAUACCAGGCAUCGUAGGCUACCUUGCUUACAAGACGGAUGGAUUGUGGGAUUUCCGUGCGAAACGAAAGGGAGACUUGGUAUCCGAACGCUAGAAAGGGGUGUCAAAGAGGCUGCAUACUGUUGUACAUAGGCAGGAGGUGAUUAGGAUGGGUGCAUAUGAUAGAGAGGACCGAAUCGAGGACCAAUAUCGACGCUAUUCAUCUAAGACGCGAUGUGGAUAACUUUAUCAGAUCAUCGGCGGACUUGCAUAUUGCCCUAUAAAAGAUAUAUGACGCCGUGCUAGAAAUCUAGGAAUACCAGG
Molecule: messenger RNA, 542 nt
Organism: Phialemonium atrogriseum
Lineage: Eukaryota; Fungi; Ascomycota; Sordariomycetes; Cephalothecales; Cephalothecaceae
Exons: 4
Coding region: 106-333 (75 amino acids)
Source: RefSeq, a predicted model, not a curated record